UACUGUACGUAAAGUGCGCCAAUGCUACCUCGCAGUUGGUAACGCUAACAGCAAAUCCUCCCGUUCCUGUAGUGCGCGCGAGUUGAGAGAGGCAGAACCCUCGCCCUCAUAACGGCGUCGCGCGCCAUUCAUACAAACGAUAAAUUAAUUGGGAUUCGGCUGAAUAGCAUAUUAUUUGUAACAGCGAUGCGAAACUGGGAGAUAACACCAGCCGAAAUUUCGGUCAUCGGCGGCGCCGGCAAUCCCGCGGCAAGAGCCCGCUCAUCGCAUGGUGUAGUUUUGGUUACGUGGUUGCGAAAUGAAUAGUACCUCUGACUCUACAUGCGGUGCAAACGAAAAGCGCCCGAAGCUUAUUGUGUUUGAUUUAGACUACACAUUGUGGCCUAUGUAUGUGGAUACACAUGUCACACCUCCAUUUAAGAAAGUCAAUGGUAAGAUCACUGACAAACAUGGCCGAAAGGUUUGCGCAUAUCCAGAUGUCCCAGCAAUGCUGGAAAGCCUCAAGUCCCAAAAGUACCAAAUGGGGUUGGCAUCAAGGACUGAUGACCCGGAUGCAGCGAAGGAGCUUCUAACAUUACUCGAUUGGAAUAAGUACUUUCCCUAUCAGGAAAUUUACCCUGGCUGCAAAGUGACCCACUUCACGAAGUUUGCGCAGCGAACAGGUUUUUCUUACAAGCAUAUGCUGUUUUUUGAUGACGAGAUGCGAAACAUCACUGAUGUCUCUAAGCUUGGUGUCACAUGUGUCCACGCAAAAGAUGGAAUGUCUCGGGAAGUUCUUGAUGAAGGUCUUAGAAGAUUUGGAAGUGAAACAUGAAUUGCAGGGUCACCUUGGCCUAAUCCACAGACUUGUACAUUUAGAAUAAAGCCGGCAAGCUAUGAAAAA
Molecule: messenger RNA, 883 nt
Organism: Dermacentor albipictus
Lineage: Eukaryota; Metazoa; Arthropoda; Arachnida; Ixodida; Ixodidae
Product: magnesium-dependent phosphatase 1-like
Molecular function (GO): acid phosphatase activity
Source: RefSeq, a predicted model, not a curated record